Cololabis saira (Pacific saury) is the source of this 5219-nucleotide messenger RNA. Its product is annotated as transcription factor Sox-6-like. Gene Ontology annotation, biological process: positive regulation of chondrocyte differentiation; cell fate commitment; central nervous system development. Gene Ontology annotation, cellular component: nucleus. Gene Ontology annotation, molecular function: RNA polymerase II cis-regulatory region sequence-specific DNA binding; DNA-binding transcription factor activity, RNA polymerase II-specific. The transcript has 16 exons. The record is from RefSeq and is a predicted model, not a curated record. The coding region runs from base 216 to 2600 and encodes 794 amino acids. NCBI's taxonomy places the organism in Eukaryota, Metazoa, Chordata, Actinopteri, Beloniformes, Belonidae.
GGGUCGUGCAGCCCCCCCUAACCCCCCAGCCCCCCCCACGACCAGGGCGCACCAGCGCGCAGGAGUCACCCCACGGUCCGGGGAUGGUGCCUUUACGCACGGGAUCCCCGUGAGCCGCCGCGGGACGCACCGACCAGGAACCAGGUGACGUUCAUGAAUUUGAAAGUCGUUCCCAAGCGAGAAGAGGGUGUUGGAGCUGAAGUCUCUCAUUUCUAAUGAUGUCUUCCAUGCGGGCGACGCCUCCCUUUCCCGCCCCGGAGGAGGAGGAGGCCGACGCCCCGAUGGGUCCCGACGACCCGGUGGGUCCGGAGGACGCGGCCUGGACCGGGGACGAGCAGGAGGGACCCCCCACGGAGACGCCGUCCCCGUCUCCACGGCAACCGCCUCCCUCCGAGGAAACCAGCGAGACGACGGGCGCCGAGUGGGAGAGUCACCGGCUCGCUGCCGCGGACUCUGAAGGCAGCCGAGGCUGCGCCGUCUUCUCGUACCGGACCAACUCUACCUCCCCCGCCAAGCCGGAGGAACCCGCCCGGGACCGAACGGAGCCCGUGAUCGGGUUCGCCUUCGGGACGCCGGAGCGCCGCAAGGGCAGCCUGGCGGACGUGGUGGACUCGCUGAAGCAGAAGAAGCUGGUGGAGCUGACCCGGACGGAGCAGGACGACCCCCCCUGCGUGGAGCGGCUGCUGUCCCGGGACUGGAAGGACCGAGUGGACCGGCUGAACGCCACGGAGCUGCUGGGGGACGUCAAAGGAACCCCGGAGUCCCUGCAGCAGAAGGAGCGGCAGCUGUCCACCAUGAUCUCCCAGCUCAUCAGCCUGAGGGAGCAGCUGCUGGCGGCUCACGACGAGCAGAAGAAGGUGGCGGCCACGCAGCUGGAGAAGCAGCGGCAGCAGAUGGAGGUGGCGCGGCAGCAGCAGGAGCAGAUCUCCCGGCAGCAGCAGCAGCUUCUGCAGCAGCAGCACAAGAUCAACGUCCUGCAGCAGCAGAUCCAGGUCCAGGGUCACAUGCCCCCCCUGAUGAUCCCUGUGUUUCCUCACGACCAGCGGUCGCUGGCCGCCGCCGCCGCCGCCCAGCAAGGCUUCCUCUUCCCCCCCGGCAUGUCCUACAAGCCAGGUGAGAACUACCCCAUGCAGUUCAUUCCCUCGACGAUGGCGGCUGCAGCGGCGUCCGGACUCAGCCCGCUACAACUGCAGCAGCUCUACGCCGCGCAGCUAGCCGGGAUGCAGCUCUCCCCGGGAGCCAAGAUGGCGGCUCCGCCGGCCCCCAACGCCGCGGCGCCGCUGUCGCCCUCCGGCCUGAAGGCCGAGAAGCAGGUCUGCAGCCCGGGGGCCCAGAUCAAGGAGGAAGGAUCCACGCAGCCCCUGAACCUCUCGGCCCGACCCAAGACGGCCGACCCGCACCGCCCGCCGGCCUCCCCGACCCAGAUGACCCAGAUGUUGUUCUCCAAGAGCGGCCCGCUGGGCGGGGCCAAGGGCCGCGUGCCCAGCCCGGUGACGGGGCUGGGCCGGAGCGCCUCGCUGGACAUCCUGUCCAGCCUGAACUCCACGGCUCUGUUCGGGGACCAGGACGCGGUUCUGAAGGCCAUCCAGGAGGCCCGGAGCCUGCGGGAGCAGAUGCAGCGGGAGCAGCAGCUGCACCAGCAGGGGGCGCACCAGCACCAGGGGGGGCAGCAGAGCCUGGAGGCCAAGCUGGCCGCCCUCAGCGGCAUGAGCCUCAACAACGGCAACAAGGAGCGUCUGCACUACGAGACUCUGAGCCAGCACCUGGGGAAGCUCGGGGAGGACGCGGGGAAGAUGGUCCACCGGGUCAUCGACCUGACCCGGCCCGAGGACCUGGACGGCAACAGCAUGGCGGAGGCGCGGGUGUUCCGGGAGUCCCGCGGCCGCGGCAGCAGCAGCGAGCCGCACAUCAAGAGACCCAUGAACGCCUUCAUGGUCUGGGCCAAAGACGAGCGGAGGAAGAUCCUGCAGACCUUCCCGGACAUGCACAACUCCAACAUCAGCAAGAUCCUGGGCUCCCGCUGGAAGGCCAUGAGCAACCAGGAGAAGCAGCCGUACUACGAGGAGCAGGCCCGGCUCAGCAAGAUCCACCUGGAGAAGUACCCCAACUACAAGUACAAGCCCCGCCCCAAACGCACCUGCAUCAUCGACGGCAAGAAGCUGCGCAUCGGCGAGUACAAGCAGAUGAUGAGGUCGCGGCGCCAGGAGAUGAGGCAGUUCUUCGUGGGGCCUCAGCCACCGAUCUCCCUGAACCGCAGCCCGGGGGGCGUGGCCGUCUACCCGGGCGCCAUCACCAUGGCAACGGCGGCCACGCCGUCGCCCCACCUGACCUCAGACUGCUCCAGCAACUCGGCGAGCCCCGAGCCGACCACCCCGGUCAUCCAGAGCACGUUCGCCAUCAAGGCCGAGCCCGGCGGGGCCUUGGGCGGGGCCUUGGGCGGGGGCGGGGCCAGCAACGGCAGGGGCGGUGCCAGCCUGGACCCGCCCAGCGACCCCACCAACGGCGACGACGACAUGGACAUGUACGAGGACUUCGAGGACGAGCCCAAGUCGGACUAUAGCAGCGACCGCGAGGCGCAGGAGGCCAUCGGCGCCAACUGAGCACGCUCAGAAAACAGAAACUCUCAGGACACUGAGCAUACCCAGACCGGAUCCAGCUCUGGGCAUGCUCAGAACGCUCUUGGAGCAGCGUAGCGACGGACGCCUGGUGGAAAAAAACAGGGCUGAUGGGAAACGAUGACCCAAGAACCCGAACAAUCACGUAAAACAUCCAGCUGAGGACGAACAUCGGCGUCUCUGACAAUCUCGCUAGGAGCGGAGCGGACGAUGGGACGCCUGGUUCGUGAAGCGCUAGCGCGAGGCGCAACGCGUCCAGAACUCCGACAGCUACUUGGUCUUAAAUGUUUCAGGAGUGAAUUGGUUUUUUCUUAUUAUUGACUUUUUUUGUAUUUUUUUUUCCUGUUUUUGUCUUCCGGCCUCCAGACUUCUCCGAUGCGUCGCCGAGUCUGGAACGUCUGGAACUUGAAAUUUGGAAAGUUUUUAAUAUAAAUCCUAGCUUGUAAUGUUGUAGUCUUAUAUGAGUUCAGUGCUGCAUCCUCUUCUCUAAAAAACUGCUUACGAACGUUACUGUCGGUUGUGACCUUUUGACCCCAGCUCAGGUAUGAUGUGCCAGCUUGUGAAUGUGCUGAUUUUUUUGUUUUUUAUUUUCAUUCAAAUAGAGUUUUAGGACUUUUUCAGACUGUCGAACUAAAGGGACUAAAAUCCCUCCAAUUGUUAAUCAGUGGCAGGAAGAAGUUUGUGAAACCUUGGAAAGCGCUGGCCUGAGCCAUAGGAGCUCCGGUCACAUGACCCCGGAGGAGGUUUUGGUAAAUUUCAAGUUGGGGGGGGGGGUGGAAUAAGACCAGAUCAUGAUGCUUCCUCCACCGUGCUUCACCACUGGAGUCCUAGCCGUGUUGGCAGUUCCCUCCGUCCAACGGACUUUUCCUUUUUUUGGACGUUUUCAAAACUGAUUCUGAGUCAAAUAGUUAAAGCUAAAGAACCUGAAUAUUGUUUAUAAAGUCUUAGGGCCAAAUCCACAAAAGGAUUUUGCGGCUUUUGCGGCGCUAAACUGGUGCAAAUGAGACAAAAAGAGAGCGUCUAAUUCACAAAGCACCCGCAAAGGACGAAUUGCACCACAAACUGCCCUGCCAAGCAAAUAGUGUCAUGGUGCGCCUGUGCCAUUUGCAUGCAUGUAAAUGAGGUAAUAUUCAUACAUUCGGCGCAAAAUUGCCCCCUUUCUAUGCAAAUAAGCCUCAUUGCAAAAACCGUCUAAUUCACAAAGGCCAGCGCUAUUUGCCACACGCAAAAAUAGUGGAGCAAAUACCGUCUUUUCGAAGCGUGUAUUAACUGCGCGCAAACUCACUCCUCACUCCCCAUCUGUCUCUGUUUCUCUCUCUCUUCAAUAUCAUUCAAGCCUGUGUGAUACUGAAUGAUAUUAAGGGUGAAAUCUAUAGUCAGACAUGACUGUAGACAGUCAGAUCAAGUGGGGUUGUGGACUUAUCUCGGAUUUAAAAAUAAAAAUAACAGGACGGAGCUCAGGAUUCAUCCAUACAGUAAGGGGCUGCUUUAUUACAAACAAUUCCACCAUAUAAACAUAUAAAUCUAGCAAUAAAAUUAUGUAUAUUAAAACUGCAUUGUCAGUGCACCAAGACAAGUUGGAGACUAUUGGAUAUCACCAAAGGUCCAAUCCCACGUAUCCCACGGUGAUAUUUUUGACCUGCGGCCCGCCGCCAUAGGCUACGCCGUCGUUUUAACGCGGAACCAUAAAUCAGGCUUAACAAGCGCGCAUUUGUCAGUUUUCUUUUCGUCUUUUCAACUGAGCAUGCAAACACAUAAACUGAGGGUGCAAUGCUGAUGCACCCUCGUAGAACCGGGCCUGCUGGAAACAGCUCCGCUCACUUACUCAGACAAGGGAAAAUUGCACUCAGCUGCAAAACUUUAUGGGCGUGUUUGCGCCGGCAUAUCAUUAGAGAAAAAUCUUUUGUGAAUAGGACCUUAAAGCGGGGCAAAUUGCGGGCGCAAAUGCGGCGCAAUUCACAGCGGGCGCAAUUUAUUCUUUGUGGAUUUGGCCCUUAGGUUGUUAUUCGUUGCACUCAAAACUACGGAGGAACCGGAAGGAGGCGGUUAAGCCACAUCGCAGCAGCCGCCCAGUGGAGAAGCACGGAGGCGGGAGCAUCAUGAAGCUGCUGCUUCAGGGCCUCAAUUACUGCAGAACAUCAGUUAUUUCCAAGGGGUUCACAUACUUUUAUCCUGCCGCUGGAUUAUUCUUGUCGUUACUGAGUGAGGAAGUUCCCCCGACGUUGUACAGGUUUUCUUCAGAUGUGCCAAACAUUCACUCUUACUCGGGAUGUUUUAGUCUUAAAUGCAGCUGCUACAAACACAUGUCUUACUCAGCAGCUUUUCUACCUGACGACUUCCUUCGAGGCGUCUGACCGUCGGAGCUUCGAAGUAGAUUCCCUCCUCGUCCGAAUCAGGCGGAGCUCAGGGAGGAACAGCUUCAUGGACUCGUUCAGCCAACGCCGCCGGUCGAGCAGCCGAGGGUCUUACAGGUCUUAGAGGGUCGUUGGGGUCCCAGAAGGUCUUAGGGGGUCGUAUGGGGUAAUAGGGGGUCGCAGAGGGUCAUUGAGCCGAUGGAUGUUGAGGGUCGCCGAGAUUCUUCAACGAAAGCCUGGCUGAGGGUCG